Molecule: messenger RNA, 1676 nt
Organism: Micropterus dolomieu (smallmouth bass)
Lineage: Eukaryota; Metazoa; Chordata; Actinopteri; Centrarchiformes; Centrarchidae
Exons: 6
Coding region: 397-1542 (381 amino acids)
Source: RefSeq, a predicted model, not a curated record
CCAGAGUGCUUCUCACAACAUGUUCGUCAAUUUAAAGUAUUGGCUAUUGAUGAUAUAGUUGUGAAGCCCAAUGAGAGAGAUUCUUGUAUCAAAGUCGAUAACAAGUUUGUUUUAGUCCGAAACAUUGUUGAGGAUAAAGGAAUUGUGUACCUUGUGGGCAAUGAAUAUAAACAGGUGGAACAUUUCUUUAAAUAUCCAAUUGACUCAAAAGAGUUGGGAAUUUAUGUGGUUUCCAACCUCUCCACCAAUGUCAAAUGUUUUAUGAUUGAAAAGAAGCUACAGAAGUAUGUAAGAUAACCAUUUCGAAACAGAUUUGUUGUUGUUCCACUCUUGCAUUCAAACUAGUAACCCUGAAGUUGCUCUUGUAUUUUAGUUGGCUAUGGAAUUUAUGUAGUCAUGGUUGCUUAUUUUCAGAUGUUUCAUAUUGUUGUCUUUGACAACACAAAUGAGGUUGAAGUUGUGCCUUCAGUCUGGAUAGAAAAUGGAGAGUGUAUGUGGCCUCCAAAUAAAAUUAAUGUGGCAAAAGCUGUAAAAUCUCAAGAAUGUCCUGGAGAUGGAUGGAUGCCCCAUAAGGCCAGAAUUAUCUUCACAUCACAUGACUACAAUGAAGCAAGGCUUAAACUACCUCAGGCUGUCGAUCACACUGACCUUGGAAGUGACGGAGGGGACUUGCCAAUUAAAUUUAAAAGAAAAAGAAUACGCAAGAAUAUUCUUUUCCCUGGGGAAGAUGAUGAAGAGAUGGAAAGCACCCUGAAAGUCACAUUGCCCAAUGCUCCAAAGAUCCCUAGGCAGUACAAAACUCCUACAUUAAAGCCAGGGAAGCAAGGCCAGAACCUCCAGCCAAGUGGCAACAGCAGUCCUGACUUCCCACCAAGUGGCAACAGCAGUCCUGACUUCCCACCAAGUGGCAACAGCAGUCCUGAGCCAAGCCCAAGUCAGCACUCCUGUACUUCCAAGUUUCCUUCAAGCUGUCACACCAACACCGAGAACCGGACGCCGAGGCGCGCCAGCACCGAGAGCCGCCGGAUGCCGAGGCACACCGAACGAUCUAUACUCCCAUCAAGGCACCCGGAGGCCCACCAGACCAGGGAGCAGACAUCCAGUCUGCAAACUUCCCUUCUGCGUAGUAUAUUAACAAAACAGGAAAUGAUGAUGGACCAACUGCGCAUCAUCUUUAAGACCCUACAGGGUAUGAAAGCGACUGAUGAGGCAGAGAUAGGCCUGGAUCGAAAUUUGUUGCCCGUCAAAGACGUCAGUUCUCUUCAGAACCUGGAGGAACAACUGCAGAGUAUUCCUGACCUCCAGAAACAGUUGGUGAACACGCUGGCUCUCAAAGGGGGGACUGACAUUUGUGAGUGUGUUUGGAGGAUUAUGCACGCAAUGAUUACAAACUCCUUGGCGAAGAAUAUCAACAUGAGAGGAAUAAAUGGAAAGAUUGGCUUUCAGCGCCUACAGAUAAGAGAUGUUGUGAUUGUUCAGGGUCUUAAGAAGGAAGGAAGGAAAGCAGGGAUGGACAAGAUGAGGAAAUGUGAAGGAAAGUAGAGGAAAGGAAGCAGGUGAGAAAAGUGAAGGAGCUGAAAGGAGAAGACAGGAAGAGAGAUGAGGGUAGGGGUGGACAGGAGAAGGGUCAUUAGAGGACAGUAGAGGAAGAGAAGACGGGUGAGGUGAUGAGCAGA